UCAAAAGAGAAGCUAAGAAGGGUAACCUAAGCCUCUAAGAUUUUGCAAAACACAGAAGAGAGAGAGAGAAUGAAGUCUAAGGGAUCUGGAGAAUGGCUGGAGAAGGCGUUGGUGGACCUCUGCAGAAACAUGGAGACGGGUUUAGAUUUAGAUGGGGAUCUCAUAUCUGGCCUCGUCUCCUACUGCGAGAUGGCACCCCCUCAGGACGCCAAAGAGUAUCUUAACAAUAUUAUUGGCGAGGAAGCCGGCCAAAGCGUAAUUGAUGAAUAUUUACGACAGAGAGGCUACUCAGACAACAGCAACAGCAACAAAAAGGCGUCGAAUUCCAAAUUGCAGACUUACAUGAAACCACCCCAAGAUGAAGUUUUGAUCAGUGGAACCAGAAGGCCAACUAGAGUACCCAAAGAGGUAAUGGCAUCCAGUGUUGAGGUUAGCAAAGUCCCAUCUGAGAUUGCUGAAUCCAGAAAUAUCCAGAAAGUAAGCCAAGGUGGUUCCAAAAAGAAAAAAGCUGGAAAAGUUAUUUCACUUGCAGAGGCUGCAAAAGGCUCAAUUGUAUUCCAACAAGGGAAACCAUGCUCUUGCCAAGCCCGUCGACACAAACUAGUGAGCAAUUGUUUAUCCUGUGGCAAGAUUAUCUGUGAACAAGAAGGUGAGGGACCUUGUAGUUUUUGUGGGGCCCUUGUGCUGAAAGAAGGAAGCACAUAUGCUGGUCUAGAGAACACUGUAAUUCCCCUGUCAGAUGCCGAGGCAGCAGCUGAAGCCUAUGCAAAGAGACUUGUGGAUUAUGACCGAAACUCUGCUGCUCGUACUACUGUUAUUGAUGAUCAAAGUGACUAUUACGAGUUUGAGGGAAAUAGCUGGUUAUCAAAAGAGGAAAAGGAAAUUUUAAAGAAGAAACAGCAGGAGAUUGAAGAAGCUGAACUUGCACGUCGAAGUAAAGUGGUGGUCACAUUUGACUUGGUUGGCCGCAAGGUACUUAUGAAUAAAGAUGAAGCUUCGGAGUUGGAAUCAGAGAACCGAAUACUACGACCAGUGGAUGAAAGAGAAGCAAACCGCAUUAAACCAAAUCCAACUGCCAGAAUACAACCAAGUUUUGUAGACCCUGGCCCUGGUAGAAAGACAACUAAGAGCAAACAACCUAGGAUUGUACAUGCCAACGGCUUAUGCUUGGAAAUAAGUGGAAGGGUACAACAUGGAGAAAUUGACCUACAACGAUUUGUGGCAGCAGAAGAUCCUCCGGAGGAAUUCUCUGAUAGGACUAAAUGGUUAGAACCAUCAACAAAUAACAGUUUCGAUGUAAAAGAGGAUGAUAACGAGUGUUCUCUAGAUUCUCAUUAGGGUGUAAAUUUUUUUAAUAAGGCUGUGAAAUUAGUUAAGAAGUUUUGUGUUCAAUACAGCCAACAGGUGCAAUUUGAACAAUUUAGGAUACAGGUUGAAAGUGGACGACAUACAGCUGAGGUAUAGCCAUGAGCUUGUUAAACAGUAUUUGCAAUGUUGAUACACUCUGCGAAAGUGCAGACAUGCCAAGGCCCGCUUUUCAAUUCACCGUUACUUCUUGAAGUUGUACUACAUUGCUGUCUAUUGUUGCAGUUGAUGUACAUGUCCAAGGAUCCAUUGUCAUCCCCUUAAUCAAUGUUGUUCAUGCUUCCAUUUUAUUUUGAAGGAGUGAUGAUAUUUUAAGGGUAGAGGGUUUCUCCAAGCUGC
This is a messenger RNA of Telopea speciosissima, 1704 nucleotides long. Its product is annotated as activating signal cointegrator 1. Lineage: Eukaryota; Viridiplantae; Streptophyta; Magnoliopsida; Proteales; Proteaceae. The transcript has 4 exons. The record is from RefSeq and is a predicted model, not a curated record. Gene Ontology annotation, cellular component: nucleus. Gene Ontology annotation, molecular function: zinc ion binding. The coding region runs from base 70 to 1338 and encodes 422 amino acids. Gene Ontology annotation, biological process: regulation of DNA-templated transcription.